AUGCCAAGCGCGCCGCCGCCCGCGUUUGACCCGAAGCGUCGCGGCCGGGCACCAUCGCCGCUGCAUAUGCGGCGCGCCGUGGUCGGGCGCGCCAUACCCAGCCAGCGCCCACCGUCCCCGCUGACAACGCGCUUCCAUGGACUGGACUGCCGACGCCCGCUGAUGCUUGCUAAGCUGACACCGACCACUCCGGAGGAGAAGCGUGCACCCCCACUCGAUCUAUCCCCGACCCGUGCGGUUUGCCUGUGGCUGGAGUGGCUGGACGAGCAGGAGGUUGAAGAUAAGAUGAGGGGCAACAUGGGUUCUUUAAAUGAUGUUGGAAGUGUAGAUGUCUUCUCUUGGAUAAGCUGUCUGGAUCUUCGCACUCUCGCUGCGCUGGCAAACUCCACUCUGUCCAGCUCAAGUGAUCCACAGAAUGUAUCUUUCCAUUUCUUAAUACCUAAAGGAGGCAACGUUAAGUUGUCCUACCACAAGCUAAAAGUCUUGCUACCUGAUUCAGAUCUCACUGUUACUAGUCAGAAGCAAAUCAAGGACAAGCUAAAUGUGGCCACUCCAGAAGGAAACUUUCUUUGGUCAUUCCACACGGAAUUGUCACCCUUUCUUAUCGCAAGAUCUCAGUUGUCCAAAAAGAGAUAUGUUUAUAUCGCUGCAGACUCCAUCAUAAAGGGUAAAGUCGAAGAUCUUGCUCGCAUGGAUUUAGGCAGCUAUGCCAUUGGCGCUGUUGAAGAUUGCAGCAAGCGUCUCAAUGAUUAUAUCAGUAUGGAUGUUCUUGGUGCCAUACAAAGAGCAGGAGCUGCACAAAGCUGGGUGUCUAAAGAACCUUAUAACAAGGAUGCAUGCCUACUUGAUUUUGAUGUGCUCUUGAUAGAGCCUCGCAAGCUGGAGAAAAACCUGCUUGUUCCCAUCAUGUGGUGGACUAAUGUCAUUAAUUUAGCCAAUCAAAGGGACCAGAUUAGGUUGGCCGUAACUCUGGCCUUCUAUGAUAAGUACAUGAAGCUGCCUUCAAACUGGAAGCGCACAGAUGGUAACACUGAUAUCCUCAACUUUGAUGGACCAAGAAUGUUUGUUCUGAAGAUGGACGUCAGCGUGAGCAAUCAGGCUACGGUGCAACCUGGCAGCAAUACCGUCAUCAGAAAUCUGAAGCCAUACUGA
Messenger RNA from Miscanthus lutarioriparius, 1152 nucleotides. The record is from the annotation of a GenBank genome assembly. NCBI's taxonomy places the organism in Eukaryota, Viridiplantae, Streptophyta, Magnoliopsida, Poales, Poaceae.